CUGACUAAGGAAGUGGCCUUUUACUAAUUUCUUUUUUAAUUAUGAUGAUUGUAUGGCGUUAGACGGGUUAAUUGUCUCUUUUUUUAUUGUUUUGAUCGCGCAUGUUUAAUUGCAUCGUUCCGUUGAUCUCUUGAACUGUAUCGAUUAUUAUCUGUCGCAGUCACGAUGACAGUCACUGUGAUCAUCUGUAACUAAUGAAUGAACCGAAAACAUCUGACCUAUUAUACCAGAAACUGGCAUAUUUAACUGUAGCCACUGUUAGUGUAUGGAUAUUGGACGUACUUGAACAAAGAUCCCGGAAGAAUCGAAGGUAAAUUGUUUAAUUUGACGCUAUUUAGCAGAUCGCAACCGGUCGCUCGCGACAAAACGCGUUGAAUACAUGUGCUGUUAGAGGACAGGCGUUAAAGUAAUAUAAAAUAAACUAUAUAACCACUCUCCAUCGUCAUGGAUUACAUACACACGGCCAGAUCAGUGGAAGACCGUCUCUUGAGCUACAGAAAAGACGAGUCCGGAUGGAAAACAUGCAAGAAAACUAAUGAUGUUGUGGUGUAUUGGAGACCCUCUUGUGAAUUCGCGGGAUAUGUGUAUAAGGGGGAGGGGAUUGUCAAUGGCAGUCCAGAGAAAGUGUGGGACUGCUUGAAACCUGAAAUCAAUGGACUACGUGUAAAAUGGGAUGCUAAUAUAAAAAAGUUUGAGCUGCUUGAGCAGGUGUCUUCGGAUGUUUCGAUCUGUCGAACGGUCACGCCUUCGGCUGCUAUGGGUAUUAUAUCACCUCGAGAUUUUGUUGAUGUCAUUUCCGUUAAACGCUAUGAGGAUGGCACAGUUUCAUCAAAUGCUACCAAUGUAAGCCAUCCAAACUGUCCUCCUCAACCUGGCUACGUCAGAGGCUUCAACCAUCCUUGUGGCUGUUUUUGUGUUCCUGUUCCUGGGGAACCAGGCAAAAUGCAGCUGUUCAGCUUUUUCCAGACUGAUCUUGGAGGUUUGCUUCCUCGUUCGGUUGUCGAUUCAUUUUUCCCCACUAGUAUGGUGGAGUUUUACAGCAACCUGACCAAAGCCGUAAAAUCGCUGAAAUAGCACCAAUGGCACUUUAUAGAUAAUAUACCCCCCUUUAAUCUUAAAUGUGAAUAUUUUAAUAAUUUGAUGCACUUAAUUGCAUUUAAUUAAGUUUUAGUGGACAGUGAAUUUACUGUACUUAUAGAUUUAUUCCUGAUUCUUCCAAUAGCUACACGUGUCCAAACACACUUGCACAUAGAGUUAAGAGUACUGGAACAUUUUGUUUGACAUAUUAUUUCGGAAAUUCUGAAAACUUGAUUCAAACAAUGAACUAUUGCACAAAAAAAUGAUACAUUUAUGCAUUUGGCAGAUGCUCUUACAGGGUUUCUGCGGAUUUUAAUCUUAAUUCACUUUUACACAAAUUAAGGUCUUAAAAGGCCCUAAAUAGGUGCAGAAAGCUUAUAAAUUCAUGAAGUUAUGGCAUUCAAUGUUGCAUGCACUGCAAAAAAUGAAUAUUUUCCUCAUUAUUUUUGUCUUGAUAUUUUGGCGGAUCAAAUAUCUGAACAUCCUUAAUCAAGAUACAUUUACUUGAGAUGCAAAAUGAAUAUAUGAAGUCUGAAACUGAACUAAACAGCACAAAAUUAAGUGAGUUUAUGCUUAAAACAAGAACAAAUAUUUGUCAGUGGGGUCUGAAAUGGGGUCUUAUUUUGAGCCCUUUGACAGAUUUUUGUUCUUGUUUUAUUCAUAAACUCCAUUUGGAUAAAUUUCUCAGAAACAUGGCAAUUUGCUUCUUGAUUUAAAAAUUUUUUAGACGCUUGCACCACAAAACAAGACAAAAUAACUGAGGAAGAACAUCUCUUUUUUUUUUGCAGUGUGAUCAGAAGCUACAAUGAAAGUAAUUUCCAUACUCUUGGUUGGGAGCAGAGGUAUUUAAGCCAUAAGCUAUUUUUAGUAAAAUGUAUGAAAAAGUAAAAGAGUUUUGUUGGAAGUUUCAAACUGUUGCUAAUACAACCCAUUGUCUGCUCUAGACAUUCACAUUUAGAGAACAUAUUGAUGUUUUGUGUUCCCUUCACUCCAUUUCAUAAAUUUUCUUUACAUUGUCUUAAAAUGUCUUCAUAAAAUCCUGCAGAAACCCUGUUUUAUCCAAAGUGACUGAAAGUGCAUUCAAAUUACAUUUUAUCAGUCUGCUUGUUAUAUGGGAAUUCCAUGGAGUCAUUCCAUCAGGGUUUUUUUUUUUACCAUAAUUCAGUAGUGUGAUCUUAUAAUGUAGCAUGAUAAUAGAUUUGGAUUAUUUUCAUUCAUAUAGGGCAUUGUUAACUUUUUUUGGACUAUACAGCUCUAUUUUAAAAGGUAGUGAGCUGCCUUGCCGUCUGCUGGUUUGGAGCUCCCUACAUAGGCAGCACAAAUAAUGCUCCUCACAUGAAGCAUAAGGGACUCGACUCAUGAUUGGUUUAAAGAGUUUGAUUUUAUCAUACAACAUGACGCUACUUUAGAAUGAGGUAUCUUAGAAGGCAACAUAGGGUUACUGCUUCUGUGUCAGGAGUGCAUGUUUGAUGUCUGGCCUAAAUAGGCAGUUCACUCAUUUUUGGAACAGAGUUUUAUUUUAAUAAGCUGUUUUGAGAGUUUCAGUUACAUAUUUGAGGACAGUUGUCUUAGACUAGAGAUUACAUUUUUGAAUAUUGGAGUUUUUGAUAGAUGCUCAAGCUUGACCCUUAUACACAAGUCUGGGUGUUACUUAUGCUGAAACUUUCUAUAAGUAUUUCUAUAUUUGAAUAGUGAUAUUUUAGCGCAUAAAUGGCUUUGGCAAAUCAAUGUUUACUGACAGACACAUAUCUUCAGACAAAUUUGAAGAAUUGCAUUUACUGCUGUUCUCUGUUAACACAACUGAGUUUAUGUACUGUAUUUUUGAGACUGACAAAAAAGGCCAGAACAGUCAUGACAGAAUUAUGAUGAGGGAUGUUAUGAUAUAAUGAUAAAAGAAUAGCCCACAGGCUUAAGGUUUAGCUGGUUAGCAUGACCCCAGUGGCCCCUGCUGGUGGCCCAGUAUAAAGCUUUUUUCUCCACCGAUGGCCAAUCAAAAGUAUCCUUGUGUUUGUGUAUACAAGUAUCCACAUCCACUGGGUCCUGUGCCAGCCAGACCAGCAACUGCCAUUAAGAUGAAUGAGAAGUCUAAUAGAACGGGGAGUUGAGUGGAAUCCUGUGUGGAAUCAGAGUAAUUAAGAAUGACUGAGAUUCCAUUUUUUUAGUUCCCGAGUUUGAAUUGAGGUAGAGACCGGGAUGCAGAGUUUGAAUUAGAAUUUACUGAAUUGAAUUAAACAAGUGACUGAAUGAAAUUUAAAGAAAUCAUCUGAAAUAUUUAAAAUUAAUAUUAAAUAUAGUAUGUUAUAUACUUAAUAAAUUAACUCAAUGAGUUAAUCAUUUGAUGAACCAUGGAAGAAAGUUAAAAAGGGAUAGUUUACCGAACAAUUCUGUCAACUCACCCUCGAGUUGUUCCAAAUCUGUAUUUAUACUUGAAGACAAAAUAUAUUUAGAGGAAUGCGGGUAAGCAAAUUAUUGCUGGUAGCCAUUGACUUCCGUAGUAUGAAAAAAUAAAAAAUACAAUGGAAGUCAAUGGCUACCAGCAACUAUUUAGUUCAGACUCAUACAGAUUUGGUGUGAAGUUGAACUCUCCCUUUAAUUUCCCAAAAUGCUCCAAUUUUCCCCAAAGUCUAAAUGAUUGUGUUUGACUAAUGAGUUCCUCUGUUGUUUGAUUGUUGAACAUCUCAUUUCAAAUUCUAUUCCAAUUUUGCAUCCUGUGGGGCGUGGCCAAUUCAAUUAAAAUAUACAUGCAUGAAUUAAAAGGGAGUGCAUUUUUAAAUUGACAGUUUUGCCCGACCCUUUUAAAACUUUCCAAAAAUAUGGAAAUUAUGAUUUUUAUUUUUUUUUCCAUAGACAUAGUAGAAAUGAAUCCCAUUUUGGCUUUCUAUCUCUGCUUGUAAUACGUCAUAAUCGCACAUGGACAAAGGGACUGUUUAAUAUAGCACUGCUAUGACUGACCUCAGAGGGAACCCAGUGUGUUGUGUGACUUUUUGAUCUCUUUAAUUACCUUUUGCCCGUUUGUGUCUAGC
Sinocyclocheilus rhinocerous is the source of this 4100-nucleotide messenger RNA. It is a transcript of the gene stard5, whose product is annotated as StAR related lipid transfer domain containing 5. Gene Ontology annotation, biological process: cholesterol import. The transcript has 6 exons. The record is from RefSeq and is a predicted model, not a curated record. NCBI's taxonomy places the organism in Eukaryota, Metazoa, Chordata, Actinopteri, Cypriniformes, Cyprinidae. Gene Ontology annotation, molecular function: cholesterol transfer activity; cholesterol binding. The coding region runs from base 445 to 1074 and encodes 209 amino acids.